AUGAUCAUUCCAAAGGAUAACCGUCGCACCAUUUACGAAAACCUCUUCAAAGAGGGCGUAAUGGUCGCGAAGAAGGACUUCAAUGCUCCCAAGCACGAGGAGCUUGAAGUUCCUAACCUCCAAGUUAUUAAGGCGCUGCAGAGCUUGACGUCAAAGGGCUUCGUGAAAACCCAAUUCUCUUGGCAAUACUACUACUACACUUUGACUCCCGAAGGCGUUGAGUUUCUCCGGGAAUGGCUCCACCUCCCUAAUGAGAUUGUUCCCGCGACCCACAAAAAAGCUCCUCGUCCCCAGCGCCCUGCUGGUGUCCGUCAAGGAGGCGAGGGCGCCUACCGCCCCCCUCGUGGUGGAGACCGUGGAGAUCGUGGCGAGUACAGGAAGAAAGACGAGGGUGCACCUGGUGAAUUUAGGCCGCAAUUUUCUGGCGUUGGUCGGGGUGCCCCCAGAGGAGAGUAA
Messenger RNA from Lentinula edodes (shiitake mushroom), 456 nucleotides. RefSeq names its product Plectin/S10 domain-containing protein. Lineage: Eukaryota; Fungi; Basidiomycota; Agaricomycetes; Agaricales; Omphalotaceae. The transcript has 3 exons. The record is from RefSeq and is a predicted model, not a curated record. Bases 1 to 456 code for a protein of 151 amino acids. Gene Ontology annotation, cellular component: cytosolic small ribosomal subunit. Gene Ontology annotation, molecular function: structural constituent of ribosome; RNA binding.